Molecule: messenger RNA, 1470 nt
Organism: Striga hermonthica
Lineage: Eukaryota; Viridiplantae; Streptophyta; Magnoliopsida; Lamiales; Orobanchaceae
Source: the annotation of a GenBank genome assembly
AUGCGGCUUUAUCUUGGUAUAUUCUUGGCUUUACCUGGAGUUGAAGGAGCUCCAAUGGCGGGCGUUGCUCUUGCCCUCGGCUUCACAGUGCCUCAGCUGCUUCCAUUUCGUUCUCCGAAAAAAGUAAAUUCGUUAAUCUCAGUUGAAACCCAACACACGGCUCUCAGACUUCAUCGGACAUCGCGGCGGCUUUCAUUCUCAAGUUACUGUUUUUGUAAUUAUUCAUCACAGCGAUCAUCACCCAUUCAAUUUUCAUCAAGUGAUUCUCCAAAUGGAAGAAAAGUUCUGUUUGCAACACCCGAGGUGGAAGUUAGUACUGAACAAAGUCAAUGGGCAAUGCAAGAUUUCUAUAAUUUAAGGAAAGAAGUCGAAACCACCUCAGCGCGAGUCGAGGAGAUAAGGGCCGCUGCUGUUCUGAAACUGCUAGAAAAAAAUAUUGCGGAUUUAGAGGAAGCCUCAGCCGAUAGCUCUUUGUGGGAUGAUCGUGUCAAAGCUCAGCAGACACUUCAGGCUUUGACCGAUGUCAAAGAAAAAUUAAAAACUCUCAAUGACUUCAAAGCACAGGUUGAAGAUGCAGAAACAAUAGUGAAGCUUACAGAGGAGAUGGACUCAAUUGACCCUGGGUUCUUUCAAGAAGCUGCUGGCAUCAUUAAAGAUUUGAAGAAGGCAUUAGACCAAUAUGAAUUGACCCAACUUCUCUCUGGACCUUACGAUAAAGAAGGCGCGGUUAUCAGCAUUACAGCUGGCGCUGGGGGCACUGAUGCCCAGGAUUGGGCUGAAAUGCUUGUCAGGAUGUAUGUAAGAUGGGGCGAGAAGCAGAGUUUCAAGACGAAAGUGACUGAAAAAUCGAUGGGUGAAGAGGCUGGGAUCAAAUCGGCUACUAUUGAAAUUGUGGGUCGAUAUGCUUACGGAUAUUUAUCAGGUGAAAAAGGGACCCACCGUAUUGUUCGACAGUCCCCUUUCAAUGCCAAAGGACUUCGCCAGACUAGUUUCUCUGGUGUUGAAGUCAUGCCUCUUCUUCCGGAUGAUUCUUUGGAUGUAGAAAUACCAGAAGAAGACUUGGAAAUAAGCUUCUCACGGGCAGGAGGAAAAGGCGGACAAAAUGUCAAUAAAGUCGAGACUGCAGUUCGCAUCACUCACAUUCCCACAGGAGUCACUUUACGGUGCACAGAAGAGAGAAGCCAGCUGGCGAACAAGAUCAAAGCUAUGAGCAGGCUGAAAGCGAAGCUGUUAGUUAUAGCAGAGGAGCAAAGAGCAUCAGAGAUCAAGCAGAUUAAAGGAGAUGCAGUGAAGGCUGAGUGGGGCCAACAAAUACGAAACUAUGUAUUCCAUCCGUACAAAUUAGUGAAAGAUGUGAGGACGGGACAUGAAACCUCGGAUAUUGUUUCUGUAAUGGAUGGGGAGUUGGACCCUUUCAUUAAAGCUUACCUUAAGUACAAAUACGGCGUGUCCAUGUCGAGUAUGGAAUAG